Maylandia zebra (zebra mbuna) is the source of this 868-nucleotide messenger RNA. Its product is annotated as perlucin-like protein. NCBI's taxonomy places the organism in Eukaryota, Metazoa, Chordata, Actinopteri, Cichliformes, Cichlidae. The record is from RefSeq and is a predicted model, not a curated record.
CUGGAAGAUUUGUGCAAGCUGUACUUUUCCCUUCUCUUUGACACACAAACUGCUAUAUAAAAGAUCAAAAGGGCACAGAGAGGACACCAAAGACUGCGAUAUCCUGCAAGCUGACAGCUGACAUGCAUCUUAUCCAAAAGAAAGCCACCUUGGGCAUUAAAGGCCUCGCCAUCCUCUGCGUUGUGCUCGGCCUGUUUGCUAGUGCUGAAUCUGCUCAGGACGCAAACAACACAGAGGGAGAGCUGACCUUUCUAAAGCUGAAACUAGAGUCUUUGAAGGACCGCUUCAGACACAUGUGUAACCAAUACUCCGACCUGGCACACAACUGUUCAGCUCCAGCGAUCAACUGCACAGAGUGUCCUGACGGGUGGGUUCACAUAGGGGAUCACUGCUUUUUCCUCAGCAACGAUACCGACGGUUGGCUUAACAGUACGCUCAAAUGUAAGGAUAUAGGCGGACAUCUCGCCAUCCUGACCACCAAAGAAGAGUAUGACGCUCUUGAAAAAGAAGCCAGGACGAUUGGGACAUUUAACCCAUUCUACUGGCUUGGGCUGAGUGACAUUGAGAACAGAGGAGACUGGAAAUGGGUGGACAACUCAACGCUUCAAGUUUCAUUUUGGAACACACUGAAGUCUGAGCCGGAUAACAACGCGUCCGCUGGGGAAGCUGGAGAGGACUGUGCGGUGGUGGACACCCAGAAUCACAACUGGUACGACGUUCCCUGCUCCUUCCAGUAUCGACGAAUCUGUCAGAUGGAUGCCAUCCCGCUAAAUUAGCCCAAGAGGACCUCUACAGGAACAUCACUCAGAAAGAUUUUGAUGCUUUAUUGAAAACAUCUGCUAAUGUUUUUACACAUUACAGUUUUCAU